Spodoptera litura is the source of this 594-nucleotide messenger RNA. RefSeq lists its product as uncharacterized. The record is from RefSeq and is a predicted model, not a curated record. Lineage: Eukaryota; Metazoa; Arthropoda; Insecta; Lepidoptera; Noctuidae.
CAUUACUUGAAGUUAUUGUAAACAUCAAAAAUGACUGGAAAAAUCAUUGCUUUGGUCUGCCUUCAGUUGGCUUUGUUCAAUACCAUCUCCGCGCAAUGCCUGAACCGCAUCGUCCCUGGAUGUGGACAGAACAUACUUCCAAUGCCCGUUCAAGUUCCCGACACACUACUGCAAAACCAGGUCAUAAUUGGACAGAAUUAUCCACAAAUGGUCGACUUACCUUAUGGAGUGGAGGCUAUCGUACCCAACCAAUUGUCUAUUCCAGCUACAACUAUUAUCCAGGAUAGUUCAGUAGCUAAUAAUCUGGCUAAUGCUUUACAGCUCCUUGUUGUAAGCAAUUUACUAUCCAAUACUCUGCCAUCUGCGUCCCCAGACGUGAUUAUCCCAGGUUUAGGUUUGAGUGAUUAUGGAAUGAUGGCCCAAUAUAAUCCAAUGUUAGCCCCGGUCAACCCAAUGCUAGCCCCCAUUAAUUCUGUAAUUUCUCCAAUUAAUUCUUGCGGUUGCGCGCCGUGGGUUUAUUGAUUAAUUUAUUUGUUUUCUGUUGGUGUUAAUAACUAAUAUGUAUUGUAUUAAAUAAAUAUUAUAUGUUUUGAU